Panicum hallii is the source of this 1865-nucleotide messenger RNA. RefSeq names its product glutamate-rich WD repeat-containing protein 1-like. The coding region runs from base 172 to 1614 and encodes 480 amino acids. Gene Ontology annotation, molecular function: protein binding. The record is from RefSeq and is a predicted model, not a curated record. Lineage: Eukaryota; Viridiplantae; Streptophyta; Magnoliopsida; Poales; Poaceae. The transcript has 13 exons.
GCUUUGCUGCCGAAACCCUGGCGCUGGGGGCACGGCCGCCGCCAAAACCCAAUUUCCCGACCACCGCCCCUCCUCCUCCGCUGCCCCCCUCCCCGAUCCUCGCAGUCGCAGCUCCGCCGCCCGCCACCAGCCACCUCCGCGGAGCUCUAUUCUGCAAAAGUUGUUUCACUCAUGGGUCGCACCAUCAAGAAGGCCAAGAAGGCUAAAUCCAAGAAGACCAAGAAAGUUGAAGCUUCCUCAUCAUCUAAGCCUGCGGUUGCCCCUGGUCCGGCCAAGGUCUGGCAACCGGGUGUAGAUACACUGGAAGAUGGGGAGGAACUCCAGUUUGAUCCUGAGGCUUACAAUUACCUCCGAGGGUUCGACAUUGGCUGGUCUUGCUUGAGUUUUGAUGUUGUGCGCGAUCAACUUGGACUCGUACGAUCAGAGUUCCCCCAUACAUUAUAUGGUGUUGCUGGAACGCAGGCUGAGAAGGCUUCAUCAAAUUAUAUUGGCAUUUUCAAGCUUUCUAACAUAAGUGGGAAGAAGCGGGAACCUAUACCAGCUUCAACAGUUGAUGGUGACACUGAUGUGGAUAGUGACAGCAGCAGCGAUGAAGAAGAUGAAGAAAUUAAUGAGGAUACAAAGCCCAUUCUACAUCUAAAAAAGGUGGCCCACGCGGGUUGUGUAAAUCGGAUACGCUCAAUGACUCAAAAACCACAUCUAUGUGCUACGUGGGGAGAUACUGGUCAUGUUCAGGUGUGGGACUUGAGCUCCUUCCUUAAUUCCUUAGCAGAAGCAGAGUCAGGGGCACCUGCACCCAAAGAAGAUGACAUAAUCCACAAACACUUGCCUCUCAAAGUAUUUAGUGGCCAUAAAGAUGAGGGAUAUGCAAUUGAUUGGAGUCCGCUUGUUACUGGAAGACUUGUUUCUGGUGACUGCAAUAAGUGCAUUCACCUGUGGGAGCCAACUCCAAACAACUGGAACGUAGAUGCAAAUCCAUUUGUUGGACACACUGCAAGUGUUGAAGAUCUACAGUGGAGUCCCACGGAAGCUGACGUAUUUGCCUCUUGUUCUGUGGAUGGUACGAUAGCGAUAUGGGAUAUACGUACAGGGAAGAAACCUUGUAUUUCUAUAAAAGCUCAUAAAGCCGAUGUGAAUGUUAUCUCAUGGAAUAGGCUUGCUAGCUCCAUGAUAGCUUCAGGGUGUGAUGAUGGCAGUUUCUCAGUUCGUGAUCUCAGAUCAAUUCAGGAGGACUCAUUGGUAGCCCAUUUUGAGUACCACAAGAAAGCAGUUACAUCUAUUGAGUGGAGUCCACAUGAAGCGGCAUCACUGGCUGUAACGUCUGAAGAUCAUCAACUCACAAUUUGGGACCUUUCACUGGAAAGAGAUGCAGAAGAGGAGGCUGAGUUCAGAGCGAAGAUGAAGGAGCAGGCGAAUGCACCUGAAGAUUUACCCCCACAACUUCUCUUUGUUCAUCAGGGCCAGAAAGACUUGAAAGAACUGCAUUGGCACCCACAGAUACCCUCGAUGAUCAUAUCUACAGCAAUUGACGGCUUUAAUGUGUUGAUGCCCAGCAACAUUGAUACAACCAUUCCUGGCAACACUGAUGCAACCAUGGCAUCUGCUGAGUCAUAGAUGUUUUUGGUAGCACCAUGCAACUUAUAAUUCCAGGGUUAUGUAUCCAGUAGUGUGUAUCCCUGUUUAGCUGCUAGCCAUUUGUGUUGAGCAGGAUGAUAAAUUUUGAUUGGCUGACAUUCUAUGCUAUAUAGAUAAGAUUUAAUACGCACAGUUUUUGCUAAGUAGUCUGUAAUGUUGGCACAGCAUAUAUCAGCCGAUACUGUGGCGUUGAAGCAAAAAGUGCUUCCUUUUCACAGCUAGCAGAGCAA